CAUAAGUAUAUACAUGCUUUUUCUCUAGGUGUGAAAUAUGGAGACACUGAGCUAAAGAUGGGGUCGGUAGUGUCAUACUUUGAACAGUUGUGUGGAAAGGAGGAAAAGAGAGAGGAGGAGAGACACUUGCGUGCUAAUGACAGACCUUUCAACCUGUCUUACCACUAUACUAACAAUGCCAUCAAGACCUCCAAAUACAACAUUUUCACCUUCCUGCCACGUAACCUCUUUGAGCAGUUCCGGAGGCUCGCCAAUGCCUACUUCCUCUUUCUCAUGGUCCUUCAGCUAAUCCCACAAAUCUCCUCUCUCUCCUGGUUCACCACGGCAGUCCCUCUGAUUUUGGUGCUGUCUAUAACAGCAGUGAAGGACGCCAGCGAUGACAUAAACAGACACAAAAGCGACAAUCAAGUGAAUAACCGCAUCGUGAACGUCCUCAUCGAUGGAGAGCUGAGAAAGGAAAAAUGGAUGAAUGUUCAAGUGGGAGACAUAAUCAAACUGGAGAAUAAUCAGUUUGUCACAGCAGACCUUCUGUUGCUGUCCAGCAGUGAGCCUCUCAAUCUGGUGUACGUAGAAACAGCUGAACUGGAUGGUGAAACCAAUCUGAAGGUGAAACAAGCCCUGACUGUAACUGGAGAGAUGGGAGACAGCAUCGAUGCUCUGGCUGGCUUCAAUGGUGAAGUGCGAUGUGAGCCUCCCAACAACCGUCUAGACAAGUUCAAAGGAACCCUGACUUUGAACGGACAAACCUACUCUUUGGAUAAUGACAAGGUGCUGCUCAGAGGAUGUACUCUAAGGAACACUGAGUGGUGCUUUGGUCUGGUCAUCUUUGGAGGUCCAGACACCAAGCUGAUGCAGAACAGUGGAAAGACAACCUUCAAACGGACGAGCAUUGAUCACCUAAUGAAUGUCCUGGUGUUGUGUAUCUUUGGUUUCCUGGCAUCUAUGUGCUCUGUUCUGGCCAUUGGCAAUGCAAUCUGGGAGGUGAAAGAGGGCUCAGUGUUCACAGCCUUCCUCCCCCGUGACUCUGGGGUUGGUGCUGCUCUUUCAUCCUUCCUCUCCUUCUGGUCUUACGUCAUCAUCCUCAACACGGUGGUGCCCAUUUCUCUCUACGUCAGUGUGGAGAUCAUCCGCCUGGGGAACAGCUUCUACAUAGACUGGGACAGGAAGAUGUAUUACCCCAAGAAUGACACCCCUGCCCAGGCGAGGACCACCACGCUCAACGAGGAGCUGGGCCAGAUCAAAUACAUCUUCAGCGACAAGACCGGCACCCUGACUCAGAACAUCAUGACAUUUAACAAGUCCUCCAUCAAUGGGAAAGCUUAUGGGGAGCUGUUUGACUUUGCUGGACAGAGGGUGGAAAUAACAGAGAAGACAGAUAGAGUGGACUUCUCCUGGAACCCGCUGGCUGAUCCGAAGUUCAUCUUUCAUGACCACAGUCUGGUGGAGACGGUGAGAGAGGGAAACCCGAAGGCUCAGGCCUUCUUCCGCCUGCUGGCUCUGUGCCACACCGUCAUGCCUGAGGAAAAGAAAGAGGGGGAGCUGUACUAUCAGGCUCAGUCUCCCGAUGAGGGCGCUCUGGUGACCGCAGCAAGAAACUUCGGGUUUGUGUUCCGCUCACGCACUCCAGAGACCAUCACAGUCGUGGAGAUGGGCAGACAAGUCACCUACGAACUUCUGGCAGUUCUUGACUUUAAUAAUGUGCGCAAGAGAAUGUCCGUCAUAGUGCGUAGCCCCGAAGGUAAAUUGAUUCUAUACUGCAAAGGAGCAGACACCAUCAUCUUUGAAAGACUGCACCCGUCCUGUAAAAAACUGAUGGAAGUUACAACUGGACACCUCAAUGAGUAUGCAGGCGAAGGUCUCCGUACGCUGGCUCUGGCCUACAAGGACUUGGAUGAGGGCUAUAUGAAGGAGUGGCAACAGCGCCACCAUGAGGCCAGCACUGCCAUGGAAGGACGAGAGGAGAGACUUGAUGAACUUUAUGAAGAGAUAGAGAAAGACCUGCAGCUGUUGGGAGCGACAGCUGUGGAGGACAAGCUGCAGGACGGUGUGCCACAGACCAUAGAGCAACUGGCUAAAGCUGACAUCAAAAUCUGGGUGUUGACUGGGGAUAAACAGGAGACAGCGGAAAAUAUCGGCUAUUCCUGCAACAUGCUGAGAGAGGAGAUGAAGGAGAUCUUCGUUGUGGCAGCCAAUACAGCUGAAGGAGUCAAGGAGGAGUUACAGAAUGCAAGAAGAAAAAUGUGUCCAGAAGCUGCAGAAAAGCCAUCUGUGAUAACGGCCCGUGCAGGCCUAUUUUGGCUUCAGAAGACACAGUCCGUGCAGGAUGAGAAGGUGGAUGGAGAAUAUGGCCUAGUUAUAAAUGGACACAGUCUGGCCUUUGCACUGGAGAAGAACUUGCAGCUGGAGCUGCUGAGGACAGCGUGUAUGUGUCAGACGGUGAUUUGCUGCAGGGUCACCCCUCUGCAGAAGGCCCAGGUGGUUCAGCUGGUCAAGAAAUACAAGCAGGCGGUCACUCUGGCCAUUGGGGAUGGGGCCAAUGAUGUCAGCAUGAUCAAGGCUGCUCAUAUCGGUGUAGGUAUCAGCGGUCAGGAGGGCAUGCAGGCAGUUCUCUCAAGCGACUAUUCCUUCGCCCAGUUCCGUUACCUUCAGCGCCUCCUGCUGGUGCACGGUCGCUGGUCCUACCUGCGCAUGUGCAAGUUCCUACAAUAUUUCUUUUACAAGAACUUCACCUUCACCUUUGUGCAUUUUUGGUACGCGUUCUUCUGCGGCUUCUCUGCACAGACUGUGUAUGACGAGUGGUUCAUCACCUUGUACAACCUGGUUUACACAGCUCUUCCAGUCCUCGGCAUGAGCCUCUUCGACCAGGACGUGAAUGACCGCUGGAGUUUCCAGUAUCCUCAGCUCUACACCCCAGGCCAGCUGAACCUGUACUUCAAUAAGAAAGCCUUUGUGCGCUGUCUGAUGCACAGCUGCUACAGCUCCCUUAUCCUCUUCUUCAUCCCAUGGGCCGCCAUGCAAGAUACAGUUCGAGACGAUGGCAAAGACAUUGCCGACUAUCAGUCUUUUGCUUUAUUGGCACAGACCUGCCUUCUGGUUGUGAUGAACAUACAGUUAUGUCUGGACACCUAUUACUGGACAGCAGUGAACCAGUUUUUCGUUUGGGGCAGCCUGGCAGCUUACUUUGCCAUCACGUUCACCAUGUACAGCAACGGCAUGUUUCUCAUCUUCACCUCCUCUUUCCCCUUCAUCGGCACCGCAAGAAACUCUCUCAGCCAGCCUAACGUGUGGCUGACCAUAUUCCUGACUACCCUCCUCUGUAUUCUGCCUGUAGUGGCUUUUCGCUUCAUUCUCAUUCAGCUUCGGCCCACCAUAAACGACAAGGUGAGACAUAAGGUGCAGAAGGAGGCACUACCAGCUCCUGCUCCCCGCCGCCCACCUACCAGGCGUAUCAGCACCCGUCGGUCUGGCUACGCCUUCUCCCACGCCCAGGGCUACGGUGAUCUGGUGACAUCUCGGAGGUUCCUGCUGAAACUACCCCUGAGGAGUCGACCGGCCCUGUUUUCCCAAACAGACUCUCCUCUGGCUCAGAAUCAGCCACAGUUUUACCGUACUAUCGCAGAGGAGCAGGAGGAGUCAAAGAGCUCUUAGACAGGAGGUAUGCAUGAGAGGAGCAUGUUAAGUUUUUAUUCUGGAGCCUAGCUCACACUUAUGAGAGGAUGCACAGGGUAAAGUUCACUACCUGGAGCGUUUCCAGGUCAACCCUUUACACUUUAUCCAAAUAAUGUAUACUGAUAUCACUGUGAAAAUGUUGAACUUGGCAGCACAUACAACCUUAAGGGACUACACUGGUGCUUUAGCAUUAUUAGCUUAAUACAACUGCCAUAAAUGUUUUCUGCUUUACUGAAGCAUACCAGAAGAUUUUAAAUACAUUUUCUACCUUCAGCAUACAGAGGAUAUUGGUUUCAAGUAAUUUCAUUACAAAUACAUCAACUUGUGGAGAAAUGCUUUAGGUAAUCAAUCGUAGCAAACAUUCAAAUGGAGAGUAAGUGAUCCAAUACACUUUUUGUUAAAUUCACUGAAUAUUUCCUCAUGGUUUGCUAGCUCUCUCUUUUGUGUGUGCUCUAAAAAAAAUCUGGUUUUCCCACAUAACCCUGCCUCUGUAAAUGUAACAAAGAAAGUGGUCUUUAACCUUGGGGAGGGGCGCAGUGGGACAAUCUAUUCACCGGCACAUUUGAACAUGCUGGACCGUAGGCGCAGUGAAGAGGGAGAGAUGGCAGAGAAACAGCCAAAGACGAAAAGGUCUGAAGAGUAUAAAAAGAGAAGAAAGAUGAAAGUUAUAUGAAAAGGUUAGGGCGAAGGCGUUUCAGAGAUUUGAAAUUUGGGGAGGCGGAGCUUCUGAGGGAGCACUGAAGGGAGGGGUGUAUUUGUUUGGCAGUUGAAUUACAUACUUUCCCUUUAAUUGCAUUAAGUUUUGUUCACUGUGGUAUUUCACAACAUUUCACAAAUUGUUUGAUGAAUAGACUUCAGCAGGAUAAUUUCAAGUGGUCGCUGGUUUUUACACUGUAAACACACAGUACAACAGUUGACUCUCAAAUUUCAGAAGUCCACACUAUAAAGAAGAGUUUUUAGAACAGUCCCUACUCACAGCUGCAAUUUCCCAUUUGACAAAAAAAAGUGUACAUCAUUUCAUACUGUAAGGAAAUGAACUAAAAGUAUCCUGCAGCCUGGAAGGUAGAACAAGUAAAAGCUUAUGGUAAGCUUGUGAAACUGCGAUAUUAACUUUGUGUCAUGCACACCAAAUAUUUACAGUAUUUGUUGUGAUCUGUAGAGAUUUUUUUUGUAAGUUAAGUAAAAAGAAAACAGUAAAGGUUGCCAUUAGCUUAUCUGGGGAAACUGGAUUACCACACUGCCUGCAACAUGACGUUGCAUUUUAUAACUUUAGUUUUUCUCAAGUGAAUAGUCAAUCCUCAUGGUGACAUUUUGAGAAAGGAUAAAACAGUGAUUUCAGUUGAAAUCUAUGAUGAAUCUCUUUUUACUCUGUUGUUUACAUAAUUAUUUACACAAAGAUUUGUAAGAUUUUUUUUUUGUUCUGCUCGGUGUUAAUAAUCUGUUUGUUUAUGAAAAGACGUAUAAUUUGUUCAGUCUGUACCACUUAAUUACAGUAUUUCAAAGUACAGCCAGGGGUUAGUGUUGUCUUUGUAGCUGUGUUUUAAAUAAAGAUCUGGUACUGGUUUAAGAGUCAUUCGUGGGACAGUACAGCGACCAGCAGACAGCACCUAAUACUCAUAAAAUCCCUCUUUUUAGCCCUUCUACACAUUUCGCCACUUUCAUUUUAUUAUUUCGGGUUCCUCCGACUCACCUGAGUGAGGAGAUUUUUGUUGGCCGAUAGACAUUUUGAUGUCGGGCGUUCAAGUUUCUACAUGAGAGAUCAUCUGUGAAUAAAACAAAUAAGUUGA
Molecule: messenger RNA, 5456 nt
Organism: Micropterus dolomieu (smallmouth bass)
Lineage: Eukaryota; Metazoa; Chordata; Actinopteri; Centrarchiformes; Centrarchidae
Product: phospholipid-transporting ATPase ID-like
Exons: 27
Coding region: 58-3648 (1196 amino acids)
Biological process (GO): Golgi organization; phospholipid translocation
Cellular component (GO): plasma membrane
Molecular function (GO): magnesium ion binding; ATPase-coupled intramembrane lipid carrier activity; ATP binding
Source: RefSeq, a predicted model, not a curated record